GGAGGAAUUCUUCAGGAAGAGAAUUGCUGAGGAGGACCUGGCCAGCAGAAUCAUCUCACACAUAAAGACAUCAAGGAGCCUCCACAUCAUGUGCCACAUUCCAGUCUUCUGUUGGAUUUCAGCAAAUGUCCUAGAGAGACUAUUGGUUGAAGCAGAGAGUCAAGAGAUCCCCAAGAAUCUGACUCAAAUGUACGCUCACCUCAUGAUCUUCCUGUCAAAAUUGAGGAGUCAGAAGUAUCCUGUAGAGCAUGCCAACGAUUCUCAUUGGGAUAAAGAGAUGAUUCUGGCACUGGGAAAACUGGCUUUUCAACAGCUAGAAAAAGGCCAUCUGAUAUUCUAUGAGGAAGACCUGAGAGAGUGUGGCAUUGAUAUCAAGGACGCGUCGGUGUACUCUGGAGUGUGCACUCAGAUCUUCAGAGAAGAGUCUGGGCUUAACCAGAUAAAGGUGUACUGCUUUGUACAUCUGAGUAUCCAGGAGUUUCUUGCUGCACUGUAUGUGUUCCUCGUGUUCACAAACGACAACAACAAUCUGAUGGCUAAAGAGAAAUCCCUCCGCAAUAAAAACCGUCUAUAUGAAGAUGCAGUGGACAAGGCCUUGCAGUGUGGAAAUGGCCAUCUGGACCUUUUCCUCCGCUUUCUUCUAGGCCUUUCACUGCAGUCCAAUCAGCAUCUUCUACAAGACCUACUUACACAGACAGGAAGCGGCUCACAGAGCAACAAGGAAACAGUCAGGUACAUCAAGGAGAGGAUCAGGAAGAAACUCCCUCUGGAGAGGUGUAUCAAUCUGUUCCACUGUCUGAAUGAGAUGAAUGACCAAUCUCUAGUGGAGGAAAUCCAAAGCUACCUGAGCUCAGGAAGUCUCUCAAAAUCUAAACUCUCAUCUGGACAGUGGUCAGCUCUGGUCUUCAUGUUGCUGACCUCAGAGAAGCUGGAUGUGUUUGACCUGAAGAAAUACAUCAGAUCAGAUGCGGCUCUUCUCAAACUUCUCCCAGUUGUCAGAUGCUCUAGAACAGCCCUGCUGAACGAAUGUAAACUCACCAAGAAAAGCUGUGAGGCACUGGCUUCUGUUCUCAAGUCAAACUCAUGCUGUCUGAUAGUGCUGGACCUGAGUGGCAAUACACUCCAGGAUUCAGGAGUGAAGCUGCUCUCUGCUGGACUGGAGGAUCCACACUGUAAACUGGAGACAUUGAAGCUGGCAGGCUGCAACAUCACAGAGGAAGGCUGUGCUUCUCUUGCUUCAGCUCUGAGGUCAAACCCCUCCCACCUGAAGGAGCUGGACCUGAGAGGAAAUACUCCAGGAGACUCUGGAGUAAAGCUGCUCUCUUCUGUACGAGAGGAUCCCCUCUAUACACUGGAGACACUGCGGUUAAAUGACUGAAAGCUCACUGAGAUUCAGUGAAGGAAUGGCCUCAGCUCCAAGUCCUUGGUUGUGGGAGUGCGCUGCUUCGAAUCAAUGAUGAUAGCUCCUUGAAUCUCUCAAUCAAUCAGAGAGCCCCGGCGAAGUGGUGCCUGGAAAAUAACCUCUCCCUCAACAUCAACAAACGCAUCACCGGGGGCACACAGCCUGCCCUCCAGGACAC
Coregonus clupeaformis (lake whitefish) is the source of this 1580-nucleotide messenger RNA. RefSeq names its product NLR family CARD domain-containing protein 3-like. The transcript has 4 exons. NCBI's taxonomy places the organism in Eukaryota, Metazoa, Chordata, Actinopteri, Salmoniformes, Salmonidae. Gene Ontology annotation, molecular function: protein binding. The record is from RefSeq and is a predicted model, not a curated record. The coding region runs from base 89 to 1378 and encodes 429 amino acids.